Messenger RNA from Moneuplotes crassus, 1710 nucleotides. Lineage: Eukaryota; Ciliophora; Spirotrichea; Euplotida; Euplotidae. The record is from the annotation of a GenBank genome assembly.
AUGAAGUUCCCAAAAUGUCAACACGAAGCAUGCCGCGAGAGUGCUACUUGCUACUUAUCAAAGAAGAAACUGUAUCUUUGACAACAUCACAGCUUUACUCAAUAUCCUGAAGAGGAUUCAUCUCAUCUUGUAGAUGACUCUACUAUCGAAAUGAAUCUGGAAACUAUAGAAAUCUGCAGAAAAGAUUUUCUAUCAUUCAUUCAAAUGAAUAAUAAUGGAAGUAUCCCAACAGAUGAAGAUUUUCUAAGCACAAAUGUGAGAGAAGAGCUCGAACGCAUCUUUGAUAAACUAAAGGAAGCCCAAGAAGCCCAGAAGUAUUACAAGUUCCUAAAGCUACAUAAAUAAAACUUUGAAGGUUAAAGAUCUCUUACUAAAGAAUGAGCUUUAUGCUGAGUUCUUGAUGAGCAGGGCUUGGAGUCAAUCACUUGCAAUAGUGAAGGGUGAAUCUUUGAAGAGUUCUGAGCUUAUAGAAAUGGAGCUAAAAGUCAAGUAUAUUGCAACAUUUGACACAAUGUCCCAGAAGUUCAGAGAAUUAAGAAAUGACAUCAAGAGAAGACAUCAACAAGAAAGGUUUUAACUCGGAGCUGGCAUUGGAAAUGUCAAUGACUCAAAACUUUAACAAAGAGCUCGAAGACCAACGCAAAUUACACUACGAAGAACUUGAUCAGAAAAAGAGACAAUACAAAAACAAAAGGAGCCUGCUAAAACAGAAAAUUAAUGAACUAAAGGAAAUUAAAGAAGCACUUGAAAAAUAACUUGGCUAGCCUAACAGAAGAGAAUAAAGAAAAAGACUCAGCAUUGCAUGCGCUCCAGAAUAUUCUUAUUAUCAAAGAAGAAGAACUUAAGAUCUCUCAACAGAAGAAGGAGGACAUUCAGGCAGAUUAUGAAAACAUGAAGCAGACACUAAUCCCCAACCUCGACUUCUCCAAGUACUCUGCCCUAAGUCUCCUCUACAAAAUCACCACAGGCCAAUCCAACCAGAUAACUCCUAGCACCACCCUAGAACUGAACCUCAGCAACCCCAAACACUCCAAAUUCCUAGGAUCCCUACCCACCAAAAUGUUAGAUGUAUGCAGCCUAAGUCUUGACCAUAUCCCUGCAGAUUGCCAAGAAGCUAACAUUUUUCUGACCGACUGGUUUCCGAACGAAGUAGGGUGAUUCUAUUUUAACUGUGGGUCUGAGUUGAGACCAAUAGGGGGUUACAUGGAUGGAUUGGUGCGAGUGAGUAAAAGAGUGAGAGGGCAGAUGUGUGUUUAUGAUUUUGAAGUUUCUCAGGAUCAACUGGUCCUCCUCUUCUCUGCCAACAGAGCUCUAAAGACGUUUGGGUUUGAAUGGUGCAAACUUGAUCUUUCUUCUGUUCCUAAUUUUAGAGGGAGCCUUGCUGGAAGUACAAUACUAGCACUAAGUUUGGCAGGCUGAGGAAACUCUUUGUACUGAGACUGGGGCAACAAUGAUUUCCACUUUGAAAACCUAAUAAUUGGUCUUUCUAAAGAGAAAAAUUUUAGGAAGAAACUGAGAAAAAUUGAUAUGUUCGAGUGUGGAAUGCAGAUGAAUCAGGUUCAGAAAAUUUUGACUGAUCAUGGUUUUAAACAUGUUGAAAUUUUAAUGUAAUCAAAGUAGAGUUCAAAAUAGGAUUGUUGAAAUGAACAAUUUUACUCGCAUUAAGUCAGGAAAUAUCAUUAGUAAAACUUUUACAAUAUAAUACAAUUC